Sphaeramia orbicularis (orbiculate cardinalfish) is the source of this 5975-nucleotide messenger RNA. RefSeq names its product nicotinamide nucleotide transhydrogenase (gene nnt). Bases 163 to 3420 code for a protein of 1085 amino acids. Lineage: Eukaryota; Metazoa; Chordata; Actinopteri; Kurtiformes; Apogonidae. Gene Ontology annotation, biological process: NADPH regeneration; proton transmembrane transport. Gene Ontology annotation, cellular component: mitochondrial inner membrane. The transcript is spliced from 22 exons. Gene Ontology annotation, molecular function: NADP binding; oxidoreductase activity. The record is from RefSeq and is a predicted model, not a curated record.
GACUAUCCAAUAAUAUCCCGAUGCUGGCCGCUUCCACAAACAUCUUCCGGUUCGUACCAAAGUUCGCCUGGUCUGCACAGAGCCAGGUUUGUCUGCAAAGGAGGGGUGCUGUCUGUCCUGUUGAGCUCCUCCUGGUGUGUGAGUGUCGGGUGUGUAUGCACCAUGGCGAGCUUCUUGCGUGUUGUGGCAACCAGCUGCUCAUCCCCUGUGUUCAGCGGGCUCUCCAAGCUACCGAGUAGCCACGCCGUUAAAACCCCAUGCAUACGCUUUUUCAGGACCCACCAAGCUCUGGGACGGUGUGCCAGUCCAGGUAUUCCAUAUAAGCAGCUCACAGUUGGCGUUCCUAAAGAGAUUUUCCAGAAUGAACGGCGUGUGGCACUGUCUCCCGCUGGUGUCCAGGCACUCAUCAAACAGGGUUUUAAUGUGGUUGUGGAGUCUGGAGCCGGAGAGUCUUCCAAGUUCCCUGAUGAGCAGUACACUCAGGCUGGAGCUACAGUUAAAGACCUUAAAGAUGUGAUGGCAUCAGAUGUGGUGGUCAAGGUCCGUGCUCCCAUCUUCAACCCCACACUAGGUGUCCAUGAGGUGGAGAUGAUGAAAGAUGCAGCUACUUUAAUCAGUUUCGUCUACCCAGCUCAGAACCCUGAGCUGAUGGACAUGCUGUCUCAGAAGAAGGCCACAGUGCUGGCUAUGGACCAGGUGCCCAGAGUCACCAUCGCUCAGGGUUAUGAUGCUCUAAGCUCCAUGGCAAACAUUGCAGGGUACAAGGCAGUUGUGUUGGCUGCUAAUAGCUUUGGACGCUUUUUCACUGGACAAAUCACAGCAGCUGGCAAAGUGCCACCAGCAAAGGUUCUUAUUAUUGGAGGUGGUGUGGCUGGUUUAGCUGCAGCUGGUUCUGCCAGGGCCAUGGGAGCUAUAGUCCGAGGAUUUGACACUAGAGCUGCAGCUUUGGAGCAGUUCAAGUCUUUGGGUGCGGAGCCACUGGAGGUGGAUUUCAAGGAGUCAGGAGAGGGUCAAGGAGGCUACGCUAAGGAAAUGUCAAAGGAGUUCAUAGAGGCUGAGAUGAAGCUGUUUGCCAAACAGUGUCAGGACGUGGACAUUGUCAUCAGCACUGCUCUCAUCCCUGGUAAGCGGGCACCAAUCCUGAUCACCAAACCGAUGGUGGAAAGCAUGAAAGAUGGGUCAGUGGUGGUGGACUUGGCUGCUGAGGCUGGAGGAAACAUUGAAACCACAGUCCCAGGAGAGCUGUCAGUGUACAAGGGUGUGACACAUAUUGGUUACACAGACCUGCCCAGCCGUUUGCCAACACAGUCCAGCACUCUGUACUCCAAUAACAUCACCAAGCUGAUUCGGGCCAUCAGCCCAGACAAGGACAACUUUUACUUUGACGUCAGGGAAGAGUUUGACUAUGGAACCAUGGAUCAUGUCAUCAGGGGAUCUAUUGUCAUGCAGAAUGGAAAGAACCUUUUCCCGGCUCCGCAGCCUAACAAUGUGCCUGUUGCAGCUCCUCCUAAACCCAAGAGUGUCCAAGAACUGGAGGCAGAGAAGGCAGCACAGAUCAGUCCCUUCAGGGCUACAUUAACUAGUGCUGGUUUGUACACUGGAGGUCUUGCCACCUUGUUGGGUCUGGGUGUGUCUGCUCCUAACGCCGCCUUCACUCAGAUGGUCACCACCUUCGGCUUGGCUGGCAUCGUGGGAUACCACACAGUGUGGGGAGUCACUCCAGCCCUACACUCUCCACUCAUGUCUGUCACAAACGCCAUCUCAGGUCUGACGGCUGUGGGUGGUCUGUCCCUGAUGGGAGGUGGCUAUACCCCAGCAACUACUGCUCAGGCACUGGCUGUGCUUGCUGCCUUCAUCUCCUCGGUCAACAUUGCUGGUGGUUUCCUGGUGACUCAGAAGAUGUUGGACAUGUUCAAGCGUCCUACAGAUCCUCCAGAGUACAACUACCUCUACAUGCUCCCUACUGGUGUCUUUGUUGGAGGUUAUGCUGCUGCUCUGCAGGCUGGAUACAACAUUGAACAGAUGAUGUACUUGGGCUCAGGUUUAUGUUGUGUUGGUGCCCUGGCUGGGCUUUCCAACCAGACCACAGCCCGUCUGGGUAAUGCUUUGGGAAUGAUGGGAGUCGCGGGGGGGAUCGCUGCUACUCUGGGCGCCCUCAAACCAAGUCCUGAGCUUCUGACACAGAUGAGUGCAGCCAUGGCUGUAGGUGGAACUGCUGGCCUGGCCAUUGCUAAGAAGAUCCAGAUUACUGACUUGCCACAGCUGGUGGCUGCCUUCCACAGCUUGGUGGGUCUGGCUGCUGUGCUCACCUGUGUGGCUGAAUAUAUGAUCGAGUACCCCCACUUCGCCACAGAUCCUGCAGCCAACCUCACUAAGAUAGUCGCCUACCUCGGCACCUACAUCGGCGGCAUCACUUUCAGCGGCUCUUUGGUGGCCUAUGGCAAACUCCAAGGUGUUCUGAACAGCGCCCCCUUGAUUCUCCCUGCUCGUCAUGCUCUGAACGCCAGUCUCAUGGCCGCCAGUGUUGGUGGGAUGAUUCCCUACAUGAUCGAUCCCAGUUACACCACAGGCCUCACCUGCCUUGGGUCUGUCUCUGCUCUCUCCGCUGUCAUGGGUGUAACCCUGACAGCAGCUAUUGGAGGUGCUGACAUGCCUGUGGUCAUCACGGUUCUCAACAGUUACUCAGGCUGGGCCCUGUGCGCCGAGGGCUUCCUGCUCAACAACAACCUGCUGACCAUAGUCGGAGCUCUCAUCGGAUCCUCUGGAGCCAUUCUGUCAUACAUUAUGUGUGUGGCCAUGAAUCGUUCGCUGGCUAACGUGAUCCUGGGAGGUUACGGCACAUCUUCCACUGGUACAGGGAAGCCCAUGGAGAUCACCGGGACGCACACAGAGGUCAACGUGGAUCAGACGGUCGACAUGAUUAAAGAGGCCCAGAACAUAAUCAUCACUCCAGGUUAUGGACUCUGUGCUGCUAAGGCCCAGUACCCCAUUGCUGAGCUGGUGAAGAUGCUUCAAGAAGCUGGCAAGAAAGUCAGGUUUGGUAUUCACCCUGUGGCUGGCCGUAUGCCCGGUCAGCUCAACGUACUGUUGGCUGAAGCUGGUGUUCCAUAUGAUAUUGUCCUGGAGAUGGAAGAGAUUAAUGAGGACUUCCCAGACACUGACCUGGUUCUGGUGAUUGGUGCUAAUGAUACAGUGAACUCAGCCGCUCAGGAAGACCCUAACUCCAUUAUUGCUGGUAUGCCUGUGCUGGAGGUCUGGAAGUCUAAGCAGGUGAUUGUGAUGAAACGUUCCCUGGGUGUGGGAUACGCAGCUGUCGACAACCCCAUCUUCUACAAACCCAACACUGCAAUGUUGCUAGGAGACGCCAAGAAGACUUGCGAUGCCCUGCAAGCCAGGGUCCGCGAUUCCACGAACCAGUAAAGCAGCUGCACUCCCAGCACAAAUCCCCACUAAAAGCACAAGGGAAGUGGGGAAGGUAGAGUAUGAUGAGGCACCGUUUUUCCAAGAUUGUCAGCAGCAAAAAUGAUCUUUGUGAAGUUUUCAUUUAAGUAAAUGAACAAAGAUAAUCUUCACAAUGAAAGGUUUAUGUCAAACCCCUCCCAACAUCUAUAAAUAAGAGACACAGAAAUAUGUUGUAAAGCUAAAACUACUAUAGAGUACAGUAAGAGCCAAGCAAUACAGAUACUGUAGAUUCUAACGCUCCUACCAUCACAAUGUACCAUCAGUAAAUACAGUUUUUUUUUCAGUUUGUCAUUUCUUUUAUUUGUGGAUGUUAAAGGAUGGGUUCCUCCACCAUGUGCAUGUGGUCUUUGUUAUCUGGGGAACAACUUACAGGGUGUCCUUCAUUUUAGAUGCCUAUAUUGAUGUUAAAAAUGAAAAAAAAAAAAAAAGAAUAACAAUCAGAAAUGUAGAUGCAUUAAGAUGUUAGAUAUGUUAAAUUUACUGUUAAAGGGUUUUAGUAAAUAGUCAAUAGAUUGAAGGAAGUGCAGAGGAAAUGGAAUGGAUAAGGAAUAAAAGAUGUAAAGGUAAACCAUCAGAGAAAGAGGUACAAGAGAUGGAAGCACCUAUGUUUUUCCAAGCGUAAUGACUUUCCUCCCUGUUUUAUUUCUAAUUAUUUUUUUUCUUAGUAAGGUAGUUUGGUGUUACUUCGUAUUUCUGCUUAACAUCACAUAAGGUGUGCUCUCCUCCCCUAAGUACCUAGUUUUUCUUUACAAGUAAAAAGAAAAAAAGCAGAUCAGAGCAGCAUUUUUGUAAAGUUCAUUCAGUUCCAGUUUUAUACUGUAUUGAGAGAUUUUUGUAUUCGGCCUUUGUAUUCUAGAAAACGUCCACGUGAUCCCGUUUUAGAAGCCAUAGUCAAAGUUGAUGACGUCCAGUCAUGCUAUUUGCUUUUUUUCUUUUCACUUCUGUCUUGUGAUCUUCACUCUUGUGUAGGAGUAACACACAGGUCAAAAACAAAAAAAAAAAUUGAUUCAGACAUUGUCUCUGAAGUAUUUAAUGCAAUAAACCAAAUGUGUCUGACCUUUAAGUGAGGUCUUGUGCAACUGUCUUGGCUGCAAGUAAAGACAGUACAAACAUUUUGUAGCUCUGAUGAAGCAGAAUGGGUUUUGUGUUUUUGAGCUGUGUGUGUCCUACCGUCCUGUGUGGUUCACACAUUAUAGUACAUGUGAAACUCACCUUUGGCCUUGACCAUAAAGAACAAUUUAUUUAAAAGAACAUAGUUCAAUUUUGCCCUUAUCCACUCCACUAUGUGUCCUCAUGAUUACUCUACAGGAAAAUGAAGGAUCACUAUUUAUAAAAUGAUGGCCAGAUGUUAGCUUCUUAAUGUCACCAGUCUAAAACAUCAACGCAGCUAUUUUGAUUUAAUUUUAUUGCCACAUUUUAGAAUCCAUGAAUUGUUCAACAUUUAUUAUACAUUCAUUAUUGAGGAAUUUAAUAUUCCACAUAUCUGUCUUCAUUCAUUAAAUACAAUGCUGAAUACACAUUAAUUUGUGCCAAAUCUUUCACACUUAGUCCAAAUAAAACAAAUGGUACAAAUAGAAAGGAUUUGGUUACUGCUACAAAACCUCCAGUUCAAGAAAGAUUCCUGACCGUACAAAAGUUGGAUCUUUCUUUGUUCUAUAACUUUCCAUUCUCUGAGUUAUUGUGGUCAUAAAACUGUUGAUGAAAUGGUCAGAUACAUGGUUUGCAAAACAGUAUCUCCUUAGGUGAUGCACUCUUUGACUCUUUCUCGCUCACAGUCUUUUAAAAUGUACACAAGUAAUGUAAGACGGGUUUAGAUGCAGAUUUGAGAAGGCCUGCUGAUCUAUGUCACAUGUUAAUCCUGGGACCUGAUAACAUUGACCAUGACAACUGUCCUACCUCUCCAUAAACCUGACCGAUAGCUUUCCAGAGAACACCUUCCUUUACCUGUUUACCACAGGAUAUAGUACGGAGCAGACCAGUCAUUUUACUUCCACACGCCUUUAAUGUAACCUGUACAUUCUCACGUGUCCUUAACCUGACCAGUUGCCUUUCAUUUUGUGUCCUUUUCGCAUUUGUAACUGUCAGACCUCACCUUACUACUUGACAUUUUUCUGUUUGUUAUUGAAGUCCAGAGCUGCAGAUGCUGUUAGUGCUUACUAAAAGUGAUUGUUACGAUACAAACCGCUGCAUUUCAACAAGCAAAAACAGAAGACGAAUAGUUUGAGAGCUCAGUUAUAUCUGUGCACUUUGUUGCUUGUUUUUUGAAGGAUUGUUCAAAUUAAGGGAAAUGGAUAAUCAUGUUGAUAAAAUUGCCAUCUUGCCCCCUUGCUUAUUCUUGUUCAUUAGAAUAUUUUUGUAAAGAAAAGCGGAGGAUCAAUGAAAUUUUGAAGGUGUAAAAUGUUUCAGUGCACCCAAUUAGGGAGAUGAAAAGAUGAAAUGUACUGUGAAUAUUUUUCCCCUCAUUGUUUAUCGUGGAACAUUCUCAUCCCUAAUAAACCUGUAUUUACACUAGA